Aspergillus candidus is the source of this 1170-nucleotide messenger RNA. Its product is annotated as kinase-like domain-containing protein. The transcript has 7 exons. The record is from RefSeq and is a predicted model, not a curated record. Lineage: Eukaryota; Fungi; Ascomycota; Eurotiomycetes; Eurotiales; Aspergillaceae. Gene Ontology annotation, molecular function: protein kinase activity; ATP binding. The coding region runs from base 1 to 1170 and encodes 389 amino acids. Gene Ontology annotation, biological process: spliceosomal complex assembly; protein phosphorylation; regulation of mRNA processing.
AUGACUCGCUGCUCAAAGAUAUUUACGAGCACUGCGUCUUAUAUACCACUGACCUUUUCUCGAAGUUCAACUCCAGUGUUCCAAUCCAUUUUCCGCCCUCGACAACUCAAAUCGGGAUAUUUCGCGCGGCUGGGCUCCACAACGGCCGAGAAUCAUCGCAUCGAAUACAACUGGAUCAAGGAUGUGGGGACACUUGAGGAAUAUCAGCCUGGGGGUUAUCAUCCUGUUAUGAUCGGGGACGUGCUAAAUGGCAGAUACCACAUUGCAGAUACACUUGGCUUUGGGGGCUAUUCAACGGUUAAUAUCGUAGACGUGCUUCCGUGUGAGUUGAAAGUUCUCAAGGCUCUGUCUGGCCCUCUUCUGCUGUUCUUGUUUAUAUAUCCAGGAUAUGAUUUAGUGCCUGCUUUUCUAGAUAAAUUUAAAAGCAAUCUUAGAGAAAUCUUCUCUAACUAUAUUUUCCUCCUCAAAGCCGUUACUUAUACACAUUCUCAAGGCCAUAUAUCUAUCUAUCUAAGCAAUAUUUUGGUCAAGAUCCUGUUAAGCUUUAAGAACCUCUCUAUUAAGCAGUUAUAUAAAAAAGAAAUAUUACUCCCUAAUGCGCCAGCGAAGGCAGUUGUGCUGCUAUUCCUAGGAAAGUACGCAGAGGAGUUCAUAUUAAGUAACACGUAUCUACUUCUGAACUACUACACAUCACCUGUGUUUCAAGCUCUAGAAGCCAAAUUCAAACUACAGACCCCCCUCUCGUAUCCCUCAGGCAUCUGGAGCCUGGCUACGGCUAUCUGGGAGAUCAUCGGGAUGAAAGCCAUUUUCAGCACCGAGUUCGUUCCUGAGGAUGAGAUCGUGUCUCAACAUGUCGAUGUGCUUGGACCUAUGCCUUUGGAGUGGUGGCGGCGCUGGGAAGGACGACCCCGGUUUUUCGACGAGGAUGGGUGUCCGACAGAGUCCUACCGGCAAAAUCGAUGGCCUCCGCUUGAAGGCUCAUUUGAGGUCGGUGUGCAGGAAUGGAGACGGAGAGUGGGAGACGAGAUUGGGGAAAACGAGAAAGCUGCGUUUCUGGAUCUGAUGCGCCGGAUGCUGUCUUUCCGGCCGGAAGAGAGACCGACUGUUGAAGGGGUGCUGCAGUCGGAGUGGAUGGUGAAAUGGGCAUUGCCUGAUUGUGAGCUGAGCUAG